Penicillium psychrosexuale is the source of this 1641-nucleotide messenger RNA. RefSeq lists its product as uncharacterized. Lineage: Eukaryota; Fungi; Ascomycota; Eurotiomycetes; Eurotiales; Aspergillaceae. Bases 1 to 1641 code for a protein of 546 amino acids. The transcript is spliced from 4 exons. The record is from RefSeq and is a predicted model, not a curated record.
AUGAAGGAAGAAAUAGAACCCUCCAGAGAAACCCCCGACGGCUCGACCGCCGGUGACGAGUCGAAGGCCAGUCUUGCUGCAAAGGAUCGCAAAUGCCAGUCGACACCUCGACCAAUUCCUUUUAAGAAGAAACCUGACGGAAUCCACGACGUCGAAGAGAUCAGACGAAUUCGCAGCGGAAUCACCCGGCGCCAGGCACGAACAUCAACAGGGAGGAACGAGGGCAGCCCUGAACGAAGCCAGAAAAAGGGAACCUCAGAGCCAUUUACAGCCGGGGACUCGGGAUCGAAGUCGCGCGAAGCUCCGGUGCGCAUGAUGUUCAACACACCUACCUGGCAUGCGACGGGGGUGAUCAACGAUAUCCCCAACCCUAGUCGCGUACCGGAUGGGCCUCGAAUUACGCCAUCGCAGUCUCACACAGGGUCGUUACAGCUUCCGGACUAUGCGAGUAGAGGUGCUAGCUCCAGCAACCCGGAUACGAUGCGGGCGCUGGAGCUCGCACUGCGCGAGGUGCUUGAUAAUAUCAAAGCUGCGACCUCUCGUAUCCGGCCCCGGCUAUCUCCGUUCGACUUCGACAUUCAAGCUCAGACUUUUCCCUCCAUGUGUCUCCAGCUGCUCCCUCCCCCACCAAGCCUGUUUGCGACGCAUCCGUUUUCCUCCUCUACCUCGUUUCCCCUUCAGCCCCCCGGAGCCGAGCACCUCGAUAUAAUCCGCCAAGCCCUUCGUUCCAAGGUUGCACAAUGGCAGAUCGACCAACUCGCAGCAGACUCCUCCACUUCUGCGCCUUACACAAGACAUGGGAAUAGCGGGGUGGAUCCGAACAUGAUAUACCGGAGUGCACAACAGCACGAGGAUAUCAGUUUCCGACACUUAGAAUUGGCCUUCAAUCAUUGGAGUUCCCUGUCCCACGAGACCCGGCGCGAUGCGUGGCAAUUGGAGAUCACGCGUGCAUUUGCACGGGAGGCAGAGAAGCGCAAGUCCUCGGACGAGCAACUCGCUCGAGUGCAACAGGAAGCAAAUCAGCUGCGUGCGCAGGUCGAGCGCCUCGGAUCAUGCCAGUGGCCUCCACGGGAAUUAGACGCAAAAGAGAGCCACAUCAGUCCCGAUUCGACACGAUGGGACUACGACAGCGUGGUUGCCAAAUGGAGACGUGUUGUUAUGCACGAUAAGGGCAUGGGCCGGAUUGGGGUUGGUUACGGAAACCCUAGUCAGCUAGGGGAGCCAGACCAAAGUCAGUCUCAGAAAAGCCCUGAUGUCCGGCCUCCACGCCCAGGCGAGGACACCACCUCUCAUCCGAAUCGCUUGCGCCCCUUGCAAUCUGCCACAGCUGUGAGCCCAGACGUCGCGGGUGCCUCCACCCCUGCUUCAUCUACCCACUACGCUUCACCCCACUCUUUUACAGAUCCUCGCAGCCCGUCUAACGGCGCUCUACCUAGCGGCAUGCCCCAGGUAGGUGGGCUGCCUGCGGCGAAGCGACAGCGCCUCAUGAAUGGCUCGGAAGACCCGUCUGGUCCUUCGUCCGAGUCUGGUCAUGCUCCGCCUUCUGCAGGUGGUAAAACUUGGGGAUCUUCCACGCCUCAUUUAUCCAAUCUUGCUGCACCCUCUGGACAGACGCCUCCGUCAUCGUCAUCCAGGAACUGA